Molecule: messenger RNA, 1954 nt
Organism: Ziziphus jujuba (common jujube)
Lineage: Eukaryota; Viridiplantae; Streptophyta; Magnoliopsida; Rosales; Rhamnaceae
Product: probable ADP-ribosylation factor GTPase-activating protein AGD11
Exons: 9
Coding region: 650-1747 (365 amino acids)
Molecular function (GO): GTPase activator activity; phospholipid binding
Source: RefSeq, a predicted model, not a curated record
UUGACAAAAUAACCCAAAAAAAUAUUAAAUAAAUAAAUAAAUGAGGAUAGACAAAAAACAACCAACAAUUGAAGAUUCUCCUCAUCAUUCCCGUCUCAUUUCCCUGAAUCUUAGCUUUCGUUUCAGUUUGAAACUUCCAUGAAAAUAACAUAUAUUCUCUUUGCUGCAUUAUCCAUUAACAAGAAUUCAAUUUCUUUAUGAUUUUUUUUUUUUUUCCCCUAAUGCCACUAAUUUGAGCCUUUUCUUAUGCCAAUCAAUCACCAAACAUAUGCUUCCUCAUUUGGUUAGAAAACCAUUCCAAUUCCCUUCCUCCCCUCCUUCCCUUAAUUUUCAAUGUAUUUGCCACCAAUAAGUUUGAUCUGGAUUUCCUUUAUACCCUCUUAAUUUUUUGUUUUUGUUAAUGCAGAGGAGAAGCUGAUCCAAACCCUUUUUCCAUUCAGAAUUUCUUCUCCAGCUUCUGUCAUUAAUCCAAUAUCUCCAUCUGUAACCCAUUUGAAUUCAUUGUCUAAGUAGAUUUUCCUAGAUAGGUUUGUUUGUUUUUUAUUUUUGUGGGACUUCCCAUAUAAGGGAGAGCUGCUAAAAUGGCUAUCCUCAUAUUUUUGUAGUAUUUUCUCAUGGUCUUUUGUGUGUGAAUUCUUGGAGGGUGGAGAUGGCUACCCAACAAGAUAAUUGUGGCCAUAACAAUGUUCCUGGUCUACCAGAAAGACUGGAGGGUUUCUUGCAUCAAUCAGGCAAUAAAACUUGUGCGGACUGUGGAUCUCCAGAUCCAAAAUGGGUAUCUUUAAGUUUUGGAGUACUAAUAUGUAUCAAGUGUUCUGGAGUGCAUCGAAGCCUUGGAGUGCAUAUAUCAAAGGUUCUAUCUUUGAAGCUAGAUGAGUGGACGGAUGAACAAAUCGAUUCUUUUGUAAAAAUUGGAGGAAAUAUCGAAGCAAACAAGAAGUAUGAAGCGUGCAUGCCAGCGAAUCUCAAGAAACCAAAACCAGAUUCUUCUAUAGACGAACGCUCUGAGUUUAUCAGGAGAAAAUAUGAGCAGCAACAAUUUAUGAACUUCGGCGAUCAAAUGUCCUGCCCCUUUCAACCAUCUCAUGUGAGAUCAUCAUCUGGAAGCACUUCAAUAGGAACUAAUACUACACAGGAUAAGAAACAAUAUGAGAAACAACCAACCAAGCAUCGUAUUGGGAACGCAUUCCGUAACAGCUGGGGAAGAAAAGAUAGUGAACACAAGGGCACUAAGAAGGGUAGCUCCUUGGCAGGUAUGGUUGAAUUUGUUGGAUUGAUUAUGGUGAAUGUGGUCAAAGGAACCAACCUAGCUGUUCGAGAUAUGAUGACUAGUGACCCUUAUGUUAUCCUUGCAUUAGGCCACCAAUCAGUGAAGACACGUGUAAUAAAGAACAACCUUAAUCCUGUCUGGAAUGAGAGCCUAAUGCUUUCUAUUCCUGAACAAGUUCCUCCUCUAAAAGUGCUAGUGUACGACAAGGAUACGUUCUCCACUGAUGAUUUCAUGGGCGAAGCUGAGAUUGACAUUCAACCGCUGGUCACUGCUGCUAAAGCCUAUGAGAAGUCCUCCAUCAAUGAGUCAAAGCAGCAGCUCGGGAAAUGGGUAGCCAGUAAAGAAAACACCCUUGUACAAGAUGGUAUCAUCUACCUAGUAGAUGGGAAAGUGAGACAAGAAAUCAGUCUAAGAUUGCAGAAUGUUGAGAGGGGAGUUCUGGAGAUUGAGCUUGAAUGUGUUCCUCUUACUCAAUAAUACUUCAAGGGAUCAAUCAUUGCGAUGCUGAAAAUUGUUGCCAUUUUGUCAAAUUGUACUAUAGAAAGCAUUUUAUAGGACCUCCGAAAAUGUUUCCGAAACGGUUAUUUGUUGCUUGUACUUGUACAUUUGCAGUAGCUUUUAUAUAUCAUCUGUAGAUAGACAUAUGGAUAUGAUUAUGGAAGAUAUGUGUGGAAAGAAUUGAAA